UUAUUUUUCCACUGAGAAAGUCUACAAAAUUACAUCACAACUUCAUCAAACAUUAUUGGUUGGUCGCCAAAUGCCAAUGACGAACAUUGAUCGCAAAAUUUGUGGAACGAGGCCAGCACACGUGUAAUCAGACACAAACAUUGGACGAGAAACGUAUUCUGAUUGGCUGCCAGGCAAGCGGUCUCAGUGGUUUUUGUUUUGGAUAAUAAUAAUUAGAAGAGUUUUCAGCAAAAUAGAAAAAUGUCGUGGAAUAGCGAUACUGUUUUGGAAUUCUUAGAACUCUAUAGAAGAGAGCAACAUUUGUGGGAUCCAAAACAUCCGUUGCACAGAAAUAGAAGUGAAGUUUCCGAGUCCUGGCUUAGGAUACAGGCAUCUUUAAGUAUACAUUGCUCAAUUACUGAUCUAAAGAAGAAAAAGGAAUCAUUAAUGACGUCCUUUAGAAUGCACCUCAGCAAAAAGAAAGUUCAACCGGGGUAUCGCACAACUUGGUUCGCCUAUUCACUAAUGGAGAGUUUUCUUGGCGGCAAAUACGAAUGUGAUAGCACAAAUCAAUUGGAAAAUGAGUAUUAUACAAAUACAGGAAACUACUCAACACAACCAGGAAUUCCAGAUCACACAAACAACAUUAAUAGAAAUAUUAAUAUAGCUGAUAAACACACAGCUAUGGUUCGGCAAAGUAAACCAGUAUCUCCAAAAACACCCAACAACAAAAAUUGCUCAGAAAUAAAUUAUGCAAAGAAACGAAUGGAUGAAGCUGUAACAUACUUGAAGAAUGCAUCAUCAGGUGGCGUGAAGCAUGAAAUGGACGAAUAUGAGUUAUACGGUCAGCUAUUAGCGAAGAAAUUGAGAAAACUAGACGAACACCAACGUGAUUUAGCGAUGCAUGAAAUCGAUAAUGUCAUGUUUCGCGCAAAAAUGCAGAGCUCUACGUCACAGCAAAGAAGUUACUCAACGUCACCGUCCCCUGUUCCUCGGAAGCUGAAAUCUCCUAUAUUUAUAGUUACGCAACAAAAUCCUACUAACAUACAGUACGAAGAUGAAAAUAUUACGUAUCAAGAGCAAUCGCCAUCUUAGAAGUAGCUCAAUGUUUGUUGAGGAUACUUGAUUGUAGCUCAUUGCAGCUGAACCUUACCUUUCCCAGUGCUCUGGAGUAUAUAUAUGGCACGCGGGGCGCGGAAGACGCAAUAUUUGACAGAGAUUGUUUUUUAGUUAUUUAAUUGGUUAAAAAUUGCUUUAUUUAUUUAUUUACACAACUUUAGAAGUAAUACACAAAGUGUAAAAUUUGUAUAGCCUUCAUAGCUGCUAGGAAGGUAAAGUGCGUUAUUUAACAUAGUUAAUACUUACAUUGCAUUAAUUUUGAGAUUCGUUGAUAUUAUUUAUGUGAUAUUGUCUUUAAAGUGCACGACUAGCGACUGUUACAUAUAUUUUACUUAAAAAGGAGUUUUGUUUGUAAUAAAUUUUGAAAUUAAACUGAGAGUUUUU
This is a messenger RNA of Spodoptera litura, 1482 nucleotides long. RefSeq lists its product as uncharacterized. The record is from RefSeq and is a predicted model, not a curated record. NCBI's taxonomy places the organism in Eukaryota, Metazoa, Arthropoda, Insecta, Lepidoptera, Noctuidae.